This is a messenger RNA of Akanthomyces muscarius, 1104 nucleotides long. RefSeq lists its product as uncharacterized. Bases 1 to 1104 code for a protein of 367 amino acids. Lineage: Eukaryota; Fungi; Ascomycota; Sordariomycetes; Hypocreales; Cordycipitaceae. The record is from RefSeq and is a predicted model, not a curated record. The transcript has 2 exons.
AUGGACAGCUCGGCGAGCUCGCGGGCGUCCAUAGCAAGCAUCGCCCAUCUGCCGCGCCUCACAGAGACGGGCGAGAUCAAUCGCGCCUUGCCCAAGGUCCCGCUGCGUGUGCCGCAAAAGAACCCUCGCCGCAGCCUGCCCCCCGGCGGCUUCCCCCCGAGCGGCAGCGGACCGACGCCGUACGUGUCGCCGGAUGGAAGUCCGCAUCCGUCUGUGCCCCCGACGCCGACAUCGCCAAUGUCCCCGCCGAUUUCCCCGUUCAAGAUGACUGCGUCGGACGCGGAGACGAAUGAGUUUCACAGCCCACGCGGGUCGGUGACGCCGCAAAAUAUGGCCGAGGCGGAGGAGCCAGAGGACGAAAAGGAGUGGAUCGACCACAGAAAGAGACGAUGCCGGUUCAUGAUUCUCGUGGGUGUCUUCACUGCCAUUGUUGCUGCUCUCACCAUUGGACUUGCAGUUGGACUGAGCAAAAGCAGCGGCAAAUCCGGCAGCAAGUCGUCCUCGGGCGGCUCGGCCAACGCCGUCUUCCCCGCCGGCUCGUACAGCUUCGACACAUAUCUCCGCGAGAACAGCACCGGCUGCACCUCGCGCGCGACCUCCUGGCGGUGCUACCCCGAGUCCGCCAGCGGCGGCAGCAGCAUCGGCGGGCGCGCCACCUUUUACUGGACGCUGCAGGCCACCGGCCCGCGCAGCUACUACGUCUCGGGCGCCGAGAACCCCUUUGCGCCCGACUUUGCCAACCUGGCGGCCACGAUGCUCGACGCCGACCAGCCCACGGAGCGCCUCACGUUUGCCUUUUCCACCAACAAGACGGUGGUGCCCACCGACGCCGGCGCGCCGGGGAGCCGCGUCGCCCGCUGCACGUACACGGGGACCGUAUUCCAGGCCACGCUGUGGACGCGCCGCCGCGGCGGGCAGCCGUUCGAGGCGCCGAGCCACCCGUCGCAGUAUGCGCCGUGGCCGGGCGACUUUGAGGUGGCGCAGUACAAGAACUCGACGAUUGGGGACCCUGUGUGCGUUGACCAGCAGGGGAAGAGCAUCGCGGACAUACAGGCGGCGGGCGGGAGCUGCAUGUGUCGGUACAGCAGCACGUCCAUGAGCUGA